CCUCAAUAUUCAGACAUCUCUGGAAUAUCAUCCAUAAAGGAAUUACUUAAUUGUUUUCUAUAAAGCUUUCAAGGCUGAGGAAACAUCAUCCUAAACAUUAUAUAUAUUCUUUAACCAUCAUUAACCAUGUCGAUAAGGUUUGCUGUACUUCAUAUAUUAGGUAUUCUGUCUCUGAGCUGCUGCACUUUUGGAUCUGAAAUAAAUGUUCCAACACCAAUUAGCUGUGGAACUCGGGCGGCUGACCUACCAGACACACGUCAGCUGGUGCUCUGCCCAGCAAACUGCAAUCUGUGGAGUCUGUCAGUGUUCGGCUCAGGAGUAUAUGCCUCUAUUUCCAGCAUCUGUGGAGCAGCAACACACAGAGGCAUCAUAAAUCUAUCAGGUGGACCUGUGGAGGUUCACAGACUUCAAGGCAAGACAAACUACCUCAGCUCUUACGCACAUGGCAUCCAGUCUCAGUUCCUGUCUCAAUGGAGCUCAUCUUUCACUGUGGCCAGAACAAUUAGCUUGCCUUUGGAAGUGUCCAGCCAAACCAGUAGUUCUGCCACAGCUGCAUCUGGAACAGCCAAGAAACCAGUCAAAAAAUCUGUAAAGAAACCUCCUCCAACAACAGCAAACAGAGAUUGCCCCGUGGAUAUGGCAUUGCUGAUAGACAGCAGUUACAACAUUGGACAGCGCCGGUACAACUUGCAGAAGAACUUUGUCAGUAAGCUUGCAAUGAUGCUGAAGGUGGGAACACCAGGACCUCAUGUCGGAGUGGUGCAAACCAGUGAGACACCUCAAACCGAAUUUUACUUGUCUAAUUACACUACAGCCAAAGACGUGUCUUUUGCCAUCAAGGAGAUUACGCACAUUGGGGGGAAUACAAAUACAGGUAAGGCCAUACUACACACUGUGAGGAACUUCUUCAAUCCGGAUUUUGGUGUGCGGAGAGGUUACCCACGGGUCAUUGUGGUGUUUGUCGAUGGGUGGCCCUCUGAUAACGUGGAGGAAGCGGCAGUUUUGGCCAGAGAGUCUGGAAUUAAUGUGUUCUUUGUGUCUGUGGCCAAACCUGCCCCUGAGGAGAUGAGCAUGGUGAGCGAUCAAGACUUCAUGAGAAAGGCAGUGUGCAAGGACAAUGAGUUCUUCACUUUCACCAUGCCCAGUUGGUUUGGAACCAACAAGUUUUUGAAGCCACUUGCUCACAAGCUUUGCUCCAUCGAUCAAAUGGUUUGCAGCAAGACCUGCUAUAACUCUGUGAACCUGGGCUUCCUGAUCGAUGGCUCCAGCAGUGUAGGUGACGGAAACUUCCGGCUAGUGCUGGACCUUCUUGUCUCCAUUGUACGCAGCUUCGACAUCUCCGACAUUGGAUCUCGAAUUGGUGCCAUCCAGUUCACAUAUGACCAAAGGAUGGAGUUCAAUUUUGAUGACCACACAACGAAAGAUGAUGCUCUGAGGGCCCUGGAGAACAUCCCAUACAUGAGCGGAGGCACAGCCACUGGAGACGCCAUCAACUAUGCUGUGCGGAGUCUCUUUAAACCCCGCACAGGCUCCGGCAAGAAGUUCCUCAUUAUCGUCACUGAUGGACAAUCUUACGACGAUGUAAGAGGGCCGGCUAUGGCCGCCCAGAGAGAGGGAAUUACAGUGUUUACCGUUGGUGUGGCUUGGGCACCGAUGGAAGAUCUGAAGGCAAUGGCGUCCGAGCCCAAAGAGAGCCACGUGUUUUUCACCCGCGACUUCACCGGCCUCGCGCAGUUCCAGCAGCCCAUCGUACGAGGGAUCUGCAGAGACUUCACAGACUACAAUUAAAGAGCAACUGUUUGAGAGACAAAGGAAAGAAAAGAGAGAGAGAGAAAGGGCAAACGCAAUUAAAAGAACAUAUUUUUUUUUAUUAUUAUUUAGCUUUUUGCUAUACUUAUUAGAACAAAUGUGACCUACAAUGCUGUUUGUAUGUUUUAACUAAAUGUGCAAAGAAGGGACGGGCUUGUAUUUUCACGGUUUUCAGCUUUAAUGGUAUUGGUAUUUCUGAUGAUAAAUAGGAUUUUAUUUUAGAAUAAGUCAACCUCCAUAUUGUGGACAAUGUAAUUGUUUUGUGAUUUGUAGUCUUUUUCCAUAAUGUUCGUUCUUUAACUUUUUUCAAGUAUUUGUUGCCUGCGGAGGGGUCACUGUAACUUUUAUAUUAAUUUAAGGACUUGAAGAUUCUAUUCCAGUUACGCAAGGUAGUGCACAAUAUGGGGAGGGUGACAAAAACAGCUAUGAAGAGGAUUCCCAGUGAAACAGCACCCUCCCACGCAUUCUGUCGGCAGUGCAGAUGACUGACUUCUGGAUGCGUCACUUUCCUUUUUAAUCUCAAUGCAUCAAUGUUUGCUGAUUCACACCAUUACAUAAGUAGAUCUGGGUUAUAAAAUAAAACAAUAUGGUCCUUCCCAGAGGUACCAAACAAUAUACAAGCACUGUACUACAUACACAAACACUUUUUCUUUCAUGUCAUGUACGUCAGAGUGAGAGAUGAGGAUAAGCAGUUUGACCAUAUCUAUUAUUUUCUUUAAAUUAUACUUUCAAUGUACUUAUCGAACACAUUUUUAUGUGUACCCUUCCAUAUGCAUGCUUUACUGCCUCACAUAAUGACAACAGAUGUGGGAGGGAGCAUUAAAAUGCCUGUACAUUUGUUUAUAAUUUAUUACUUUCCUCUCAAUAAAGGUGUUUUUACAACUUGA
Messenger RNA from Xyrauchen texanus (razorback sucker), 2696 nucleotides. Its product is annotated as cochlin-like. NCBI's taxonomy places the organism in Eukaryota, Metazoa, Chordata, Actinopteri, Cypriniformes, Catostomidae. The record is from RefSeq and is a predicted model, not a curated record. The transcript is spliced from 12 exons. Bases 127 to 1788 code for a protein of 553 amino acids.